AUGCCGGAGGCGCCCCCGUCACCCGACGACAUCGGUGACAUCCCAUCCGUCGUCGCCACCCGCGGCCGCCACGCCACGAUGAUGGGCGCGGCCGGGCCGGCGUUCAGGGACGGGCGGAGGACGCUGGGGCGCCACGUGGACGACUUUCAGCAGCAGCAGCAGCAGCAGCAGCAGCAGCGGGGGCAGCCGCCGCCGACGCUCCUCGCGACGGGCGCGUCCGUCGGGCCGCUGCCGCCGCGGCCGUUCGGCGGGCAGAUCGGGCUGCACGCGAAUGGCGCCGCCCCGCGGCCGCCCCACCCCGGCGCCGCGCCGCCGCCGCGGCAGGGGCAGCUGCCGCAGCCGCCGCCGCCGCACCUGGUGCCGGAAAACCUGCUGCCCCCCACGCCGUUCGCCGCGGCCGAGUCCCCCGCGCCCCGGCCGCACCACCACAACCACAGCCACCCCCAGCAGCAGCAGCAGCAGCAGCGGCAGCAGCACCAGCAGCAGCACCAGCAGCAGCAGCAGCAGCAGCAACCUCGGAUUCGCGCCGCCAGCCUGGAUGAUGACGAGGAGAUGCUCCUUGCAAACCUCGACGACUCCCCGCCCCGCGGCGCCGCCGCCGCGGCCAACGCCGCUGGCUCGCGGCCGUCCCCUGAAUACUCACCCCCUGACCCUGUCUACUCCCCCAAACGAGACGACGCCGGCGGCGACGAGGACGGCCCGCCGCUGCAGCUGCUGGGGUCUGGGGCCUCGGCGCUGGUUGCGGCGCGGCGGCGGCCGUUGCUGGACGCUGACGAGGAGGCUGGCGGGGACGAGGAGGACGACGUGUACGCGGGCGUGUACUACAACCCGAGCGAGCUGGGCGGCAUCGACGAGAUCUGA
Molecule: messenger RNA, 861 nt
Organism: Monoraphidium neglectum
Lineage: Eukaryota; Viridiplantae; Chlorophyta; Chlorophyceae; Sphaeropleales; Selenastraceae
Exons: 1
Coding region: 1-861 (286 amino acids)
Source: RefSeq, a predicted model, not a curated record